Messenger RNA from Astyanax mexicanus (Mexican tetra), 2338 nucleotides. Its product is annotated as coiled-coil domain-containing protein 106-like. Lineage: Eukaryota; Metazoa; Chordata; Actinopteri; Characiformes; Acestrorhamphidae. The transcript has 5 exons. The record is from RefSeq and is a predicted model, not a curated record. Bases 195 to 1010 code for a protein of 271 amino acids. Gene Ontology annotation, cellular component: nucleoplasm.
CUGUUUGUUUUAAAGUAAGAAUAGGCGCGCUUUUAUUUCAUUUGCUGAAAGUCUCCGUGGCUUUUCAUCCUGCUCUCUGAUUGGCUGUUGGAAGACGUGAUGAGCUGGAAUGAAGAAGUCCCGCCCCACUCUCUGACCGCGGAGCUCAAUUAAAGUUAGUAAAACUCAGGAGCACGCGUGUGUUAGAUGGGUAAAUGGCUGCAGGAUUGAAAACGCGCGCCAGAGCUCGUUUACUGGCCACAGAUGAGGCAGAGGAAAGGCGUCAGGAGAGCACGGUGGUUCAGGGUGCCUCCUGUUAUGCACCACAGCCUUUUAAACAAGAUGUUCUGAAAUGGCAAAGUAAGGUUGAACAUUUAGAAAACCAAAUUAAAGACUUAAAGGAGGAUAAUGCAUUUCUGCGUAAACAAUUGGAGGACCAACAAAAGAAAGCUGAUGAAGCCAACAGAGAGACAGGACCCUCUGGUGAGGAUUCCAUGACAGAGUCAGACUCCGGCUCAGAAUCUACCUCUGAUUCUCUGACUACUUCAGACUUUGAAUCAAGCCUGGAAUCUGACUCUAGCUCAGAUGAAAAAAAGCAUAGGAAGUGGAAGCAUAUGAAAAGGGACAGGGAUAAGAAGAAGAAGAAAAAAGAAAAGGCAAAGAGGAAGAAAAAAGACAAGAAGACAAAGGAGAAAAAAACCUUCUCAAAAGAAAAGGUGAGCAGCAUAAAAGAAGUUGUCCGGAGAUACAGAAAGGUUCUUCGCUGCAUCCAGAAGGGAAUGAAAAUGGCUCAUGCAUUCAAAAAGGUUGCAGUGUCGAGGAAUGCUGUGAAGGGGAUGGCAGCCAUUGCAGAGUUGUAUCUUACUGAAAGACCACUUCUCAGUGGUUUUAAAGGACAAUACAAGACUCUCAGAGGCCUGGCCCACCUUUGUGCCACCAAAAUUCAAGGAGAUGAUGCUCUUGCUGCAAAGGUGGUCACAAUGAAAAGAGAGAAAAAACUGAUCCCUUUCAAUGUUGAUAAAGAAUACUGAAGAAGUGGUGUAAGGUAUGGUCUGCAUGUAAGGCCACAUGGUAUAAAAAUGACUAGUAAUGUAAUUAUAGUAAUAUAUAUAUAUAUAUAUAUAAAAAUUUGAAUAUCUUUGAAAAGUUACUUUAUUUCAGUAAUUCAGUUAAAAAUGUGAAACUCAUCUAUUAUAUAUAUGUAUUACACACAGAAUGAUCUAUUUUUAAGUGUUUAUUUAUUUUAUUGUUGAUGAUUAUGGCGUACAGCCAAUGAAAACCCAAAAAACAGUGUCUCCGAAAAUUUUAAUAUUAUAUAAGACCAGUUGGUACUUUUGGCAGUGUGGGCAGUGUGCCAAGUCCUGCUGGAAAAUGAAAUCCGCAUCUCCAUAAAAGUUAUCAGCGGAUGGAAGCAUGAAGUGCUGUAAGAUUUUGUGGGAAAAUAAAACUGCACUGAUUUUAGACUUGAUAAUAAAACACAGUGGAUCAACACCAGCAGAUGUUGCACAUGUCUCUCCAAACCAUCACUGAUCGGUGGAAACUUCACUAGACCUAGACUAGACUUCAUGUCUGUCAUCUGCUGGUGUUGAUCCACUGUGUUUUAUUAUCAAGUCUAAAGUCAGUGCAGUUUUGUUUUCCCAGAAAAUCUUAAAGCACUUCAUGCUUCUUCCCUCUGCUGAUUAUAACUUUUAUGGAGAUGCAGAUUUCAUUGUCCAGCAGGACUUGGCACACUGCCCACACUGCAGAAAGUACCAAUUGGUCUUAUAUAAUAUUUUAAUUUUCUGAGACACUGAUUUUUGGGUUUUAUUGGCUGUAAGCCAAAAUCAAUAAAAUAAAUAAACACUUAAAAUAGAUCAUUCUGUGUGUUUAAUACAUCUAUAUAAUAUAUGAGUUUCACAUUUUUAACAGGAUUACUGAAAUAAAGUAACUUUUCAAAGAUAUUCUAAUUUUUUUAGAUGGCCCUGUAUAUAAUAUAAUAUAAUAUAAUAUAAUAUAAUAUAAUAUAAUAUAAUAUAAUAUAUGUUUUUUUUUUGUUUGUUUUUUUUGGUGUGUGUUUAUAAUCUUUAUUCAGAACUUUAUACCCCUCUAGCCCACACCUGGCAUUAAAUGGUUCCAAUAGCUUUGUUUAUUAAUCUGCCCUAGGGAGAUAUAUAUUGUUGGCAUUACUUCUCUAAGGGGACUAAACAAGUUAAUGUUAAAGUUAAAGUUAAUGACCUGUUAAACGGUCACUUCUUUCAGACAUUUUUAUUCACAAUUACCUGGAAAAAUGUUUCAUAUAACAUUUGUGUUUAUGUGAAAAAAUGUGUAAUAAAACCUCUUCUUUUUCAAAUCCCUUGUACUUAUUCCUCAUUGCAUAUCU